This is a messenger RNA of Ahaetulla prasina, 1271 nucleotides long. RefSeq names its product TatD DNase domain containing 3 (gene TATDN3). The coding region runs from base 527 to 1180 and encodes 217 amino acids. Lineage: Eukaryota; Metazoa; Chordata; Lepidosauria; Squamata; Colubridae. The record is from RefSeq and is a predicted model, not a curated record. Gene Ontology annotation, molecular function: hydrolase activity, acting on ester bonds. The transcript has 12 exons.
CCGGGUAGAAACAGCAACUGGGACGGCUGCAGUUCUGAGUUGCCAGGAUGGGAGCGGUGGAUUGUCACUGCCAUCUCGCGGCACCCGAAUUUCAGAGGGGCUGAUAAGGAUGCAGAAUUCUGAAUGACUUCUAAAUGGGUACAGUGAAUACUGAAAGCAACAGAAGAAGAAUCUAUAAAAGUUCUAGCCAAAUUAUGCCAGCAUAUCUGGAUAAAGACACAGUUGUCAACAGAUUGGAAGAGGUCAAUCUACGUUCCAAUACCAAAGAAAACAGGACAUUGAAAGUGUAUUGGAAGAUGCCAAAAAGUCUAAAGUUUUGGCCCUGGUAGUAGUUGCGGAACAUUCUGGAGAUUUCACAAAAAUUAUUCAACUUUCAGAAAGCACUGAGGCACAGCAACAACAAUGGCGCUAGUGGAAUCAAUUCUUAAACAUUUAUCAGGACACUCCUGCCUAGACUGAUAUUCGUUUGCACAAAACAAAGUUGCAGUUGUUUUCAGGUGAUACUCAGAAAAGGAAUGCAUUGAAAAUGUAUCCAGGAUUUAUUUUUCCAUGCUUAGGCAUCCAUCCAGUUCAAAGUACUCCAGAUGGAUGUGAACGCAGUGUUACUUUAAAGGAUCUAGAAGAAGCAUUCCCACUCAUUGAGCUAUAUCAGGAUCAUUUGCUGGCCAUUGGGGAGAUUGGUUUGGAUUUUACUCCCAGAUUUGCCAGCAGUGAUGAACAGAAGGAAGGGCAACGACAAGUCUUGAUAAAACAAAUUCAACUGGCAAAAGAACUUGACUUACCUUUAAAUGUUCAUUCCCGCUCAGCUGGAAGGCCAACAAUUAACCUCUUAAAGGAACAAGGUGCUGAGAAAGUAUUGCUCCAUGCCUUUGAUGGCAAACCAUCUGUAGCAAUGGAAGGAGUGAAGGCUGGAUAUUUUUUCUCUAUCCCUCCUUCAAUUGCAAGGAGUGAACAGAAGCAGAAACUUGUGAAACAGCUACCUCUAGAAAGCAUUUGCUUGGAAACUGACUCACCUGCCCUAGGUCCUGAGAAACAGGUGAGAAAUGAGCCAAAGAAUAUCUUCAUUGCUGCAGAAUACAUUGCUAAAAUAAAAGGAAUUUCAGUGGAAGAUGUUUUACAUGUAACAACACAGAAUUCACUGAAGGUCUUUCCUAAACUGAAAAACUUCCUUAGGAUCUAGAUGAUGUUCUAUAAUAUCUGACAUUAAUUCAGAUUAUUUAAAUAUAUGUAAUUACAUCAAAUGUAUAAUAUUAAAAUAUCUAAUAGAAGAG